UGUAGUCUAUGUUCGUACCAAGAAAGUGAAGUAAGCCGGUUUACAACUUUGCAGAAUUAAGUGAACCGGAUUCAGCGGAUACGGGAAGCCCGAACGCUCAUUUCGUUUUUAUCUUCAAGUUUUUGUGAAAAACCCACUAGUCUUCUAUUUGAUAUAUGAAUCAGGUGUAUUAUACUAAUUAUAAGAAUAAUCUAGUGAAAUUAUCUCAUUAGAAACUAAGUAAGUAAAUGAAAUCAAUUUAUUUCGUCCAAUAUUGUAAGUACGCUAGAUCAAUGUCUUUGUAGACAAGGAAAUAUGAACGUGCUUAGAGACCUUUGUUUUUUACAAUACAUUUCAAUCCACAAAUUCAAUAAACUACCGUUCUUUGUCCAAAAAUGUAAAACUCCCCGAAACUUACAUUGCAAGAGAAAUUGCUGUCAAUAACCUUUGACAUGUGUCACUGCUUACGUGUCAGCGGUACUUCUCUUGCACCUAAGGCUUGUAGCAGAUCCAAAUGGAGCUGCAAGCAUUACUGGUUCUGGGAGGAUUGGGGGUGGCUGGCAUAGCAGUUCUCCUAUUGAUGGGACUGUUCUCAGCCUCAGGCACUAGCUAUGAAGAGGCUAUUGCACAACAACGUAAAGCAGCUACUGAGUUGUUGGCAUUAGCAGAAAACAAAAGCAAGUCGAAGAAAAAUGUGAAGAAGAAGGAUAAGAAGCUGGCCAAGAAAGAGAAGAGCAAGGAGAACUCUGGUACAACAGGCAGUGAAAUCGACAGUGAGGCCCCAGCUGAGAGUGGUCUAGAAGAUGACCCCACUCCACCAACUAAGGGACAUGUCGAAUUCUCCCCACCUGUUGUUGUUGAUGUACCCAGGGAUGCACCCCCUAAUGUUAAGAUACGCAAACGUGGCAAGGAUCCUAAGGUAAAGCCGAUUCUGUUGAACAAAGAGGAUCCGAGUUGCGUUAGUGAUCCGAGCACGGUCCCAGUGGCCGCCAAUACCACUGUCGCUAACCAUUUUGAGGAAAUGCAUCCAAAAGAUGAAAUAGAAUUGAUGCAAUCGGCCCUAUCAACUGAAAAAGUCGUUGAAAAAGUUGAGGAACCUGUUGACAAGAAGGAAGCAAAGCCUACAAAACCUCAAAAAACUGGCAAAGGUGCUCCUAAAGCAACUUCAUCCCCUGAGCUUAAAGAAGAAACAAAAGAAAAAAACAACACUGGGGACGCACCCAAGGAGCAACGUAAAGGUAAAAAAGAGAAGAAGCCUCAUGAUGAAGCAGCGGAAGUAGCACAACAGGAGAUUGUUCCACCAUUGAACAUACCACAGCCGACUGAGCUAACCACCGAAAAACUUCUGAAACAAGCAUUAGUUGUCGCACCUCCUGCGCCGUCGCCUCCAGCUGGCAAGGGGAAGAAGAAAAAACAAGAACCUAAUGUCCUCACGCUCAUGGUUGGCGACCACGGUGGCGUAAACGUUGGCGAGCUGGUGCGCGUGGUCCGCGAGGCUUCGCUCUCUCGUACAGAGAUACAGAUCCUGACCGACGCGUUGCUCGACAAACACCAUGAUCCUCUACCCGAACAUUCCGAAUGGUCCGAGGGCCCAAAUGAUCCAGUUCAGAAAUUGAAGAAGCAGUUAGCCGACAAAGAAAAGGCGCUGGCCGAUGAAGUUGAAGCUUCCCAAGCUUUGCAAGCCAAAUUGAAGGAAUUACGAACGAGCCUGAACGCAGAGCGCAGCCGGGCGAGCGGCGCCGUGCGCACGCUGGAGGCGGAGCGCGCCCGCCACGAGCAGGCCGCGGCCGCCGCGCGCGUCGACCUGCACACGCACCAGGCGCGCCUGCAGCGGCUCCUCGACGACAACCACCAGCUCGCACAGGAGAAGCUGCACUUGCAAUCGCAAUUGAAUGCAGAAGCGGAAGUUCAAGCUCAACGAGUCCAGAUGGAGGUGCACAUUAAGAGAUUAACAGAGUCGGAGGCGGCGCUGGUGCAGCAGCUGGCGGGGCUGCAGAGCGAGGCGGCCGCGCACGCGCACGACGCCCGCCAGGCGCGCCUCGAGCUGGGCGCCGCCCGCGACGCGCUGCUCAUGGCGCAGCAGCACGCCGCCGAACUGGCGCAACAACUGCAGGAUGCAAACCGUGCAUACACCGAACUAGAGCAGCACUCUCAACAAGAAAGAAGGCAAUUACAGGAACGACUCGCUGAGCUUCAAAAUGAAGUCCAGAGAUUGGCGAAUCAUGCUCAAACAGUCGAAGCGAACACAGAGAAACUAAAACAAGAAAGUGAAAAACAAAAACAACAGCUAUCCAAUGAGAUCAAAAUAAUAGGGGAGCAGCUGUCCGCGCGCGAGGCCGAGCUCGCUGAGCUCAAACAGAUAAAGGCGGUGCCCGCACAGAACGGUUUGACGGCGGAUGACAAUGAACAAAAGAUAAGCAAAUCGGAGUUCGCGAAGGUGGAGAGCGUGGUGGCGGCGCUGCGCAGCGAGCUGGAGUCUGCGCAGGGCAGCAGCCGCGAGCAGCGCGACCAGCUCGAGCGGCUGCGCGACGAGCUGCACCGCCACAAGCACAAGAACGACGAGUUGCGAACUAAAAACUGGAAAGUAAUGGAGGCGUUACAGUCUGCCGAAAAGGCUCUCCAGUCGAGAACGGCAAGCGCGUUGCCGGCCCAAGACUCGUUGCGUGAGGCAGUGGCGAAGGCGCAGGAAACGCAACUAGCUGAAGUGGCCGCUGUGCUACGCGCCGCCUGCCCCGCCGCCGCGCCCCAUGACCCCUGCGCAGACCUCGCCUGGCUGAGAACCUUCGCCGACAACCUCGGACAAUUGCUGCUGCAGCAGAAGGACUUGCUGCUCAAGGAGACUGAGAAGCAGGCGACAGUGGUCACGGCGCCGCCCUCUGACGACCGACUCAAGGAGCUGGCCGAUCAGAACGAACACCUCCAAAGUCUCGUCGACAAAUACAAGACGAUCAUAGACGACACGGAGGGCGUGUUAAGCCGGCUACAGCAAAACGUGACGACAGAGGAACAGCGAUGGGCGCAACAACUCGCCGACAAACAGCGGGAACUCGAUGAACUGCGUCAGAGAACUGUUUCGCAGGAACCGCUGGCGUUCGCCUACGCCUGCAUCGAAAAAUCGUUGCCUGCGAUUAUUGAGGAGAUGCAGAAUAAGAUUGAUUCGUUGCAAGAAGAACUGGCGCAGGCCAAAUCAGCGCGACACAAUCACACGUUCGCCGACGCCGAGCGUCUCGCCGAGGAAAGACUGAUGGCGGGUUUGUCUGAUAAACAUACGGAUAUCAGCAACGGACCGUUACAGCUCGGCUUGGAAAAUAAAUAGCACUUGGAAACAGGAAGCUUGUACAAAGCGAUGUCGAGUGAUCAUUCCUAUCCGGAGAGCGACUGCCCGUGUAGGUAGCAUGCGGCGCGCUCCUAUACUUACGGUUAUUCGAUAAAUAAUUAUAAGUUUGUAAAGGACUCACAUCCGUUACUGUUACUCCCUCCAGUUUAAAAGGAAUCUAAUUUCGUCAUUGUCGCGCGUUCUUGUAUCUCAUUUCACUUUCAUCAACAGUUUAGUAACUAAAAUCUUUGUUUUAGUUUUUAUUUUUUUGUAAUGCCGUCCACUUAUACUCAGUACUUGUUGGUGUAGUAAGAUACUUUGAUAAUUAUCUUAAAACCAUCCAGCCCAUGUGUCACUGUGUGAUUGUAAUAACACAUUUAAAAAAAAAAAACCUUCGAACUUAGAUUCCUAAAUUAUCAGUGAGUAAUAGAUAAUGUGUAUUUAGGAGUUAGAUUUAGAAUUAUAAGUGCAUCGAAAGUGAACAUUUACAAAAUUCUAACCAAUUAAUCAUCUAUGCUAUUAAAUGGCAAUUUUAUAUAGAAAUUACGAAUCAAUGAUUAAUAACACUAAUUUAAUAAAUGUAACAUCAAAUUAAAAUCCAUUGUUUUCUUCAUAUAUUUAUUAGUUGCAACGUUUUAUUGUUAAAGGAAUGUUAAACAAAAAUUUCUAUCAGUGCCUUAGGGUAAAAUUGAAAUAGAAAUCUGACUUGUAUUUAAUUUCUUAGAAAUGAUAUGAAGGUAAUACGGUAAAUAACAAUCAUAAAAUUCCUUUAAUAUUAAGGGAUAUUAUAUUUUAAAGUAUGUUGUAUUGUUAUAAAUGUUUAUUAUUUCGAUUUUGUGAAGACGACUUUUUUAUUUUAGUGAAUCAUUGUGUCAAAAGUCAUGAAACGUGUAAUAAUUAUAGUGAAUAAGUAAAAUUUAAUUAUUGUAUAAUACGUAAACUUUGUAUAAUAAUGAAAAAUAAAGACAUCAAGAAAAUAUUAUUUCGAGUUUGUUUUAAAUUCAUCUAGUUUAGGUUUAGCUGCAGCUCCUAUAAAAUUUGAGAGUCACUGUCUGUGGAGAAUUUGCGAUCAACAAAAUCUUGAACGUAACAUUACUAAACUUAUGGCAACACAAGGGUAAAAAAACCUUUCUAAGCUGAAACCAUACACAAUUUUAAAAGUAAUACGGAACCAUCAAGGAACGAAAGUAAUAUUAAUUUACUAAAUAAAGCAUCAAUAGUUGUUUAAAUAACUUCAGGUUUCGUGAAUGCACAUUGUAACCCAAAGCUGACAGUCAUGAGUCAUGAGACAAGAUUUUGACCAUCAAUUUGUUUUUAUUAAAUAACACGUUUCCUGAAAGUUCUAACACACCCUGUAGAAUUCGUAAAAUAUUUGAUAACAUUCAUAAGUGCAGUCUACUAGGUAUGAGGUGUAAGUUUCACAAAAAUGUUGGUAGUGCUGAGCAGAUUCGGAGAUGUAAAAAUUUAAACGAUAUCAAACCAAAUUAUUAGACGAACCUAUUAGAUCCGCAACUACGUUCCCGCUGUUUUUUCUAUGGAAAUGAAACAUUAUUUUGAAAAAAUGCUUACAAAUGAAUAAUUCAAAGUAUUGCCCAUUAGUAGCUACUACUUGAUAAUGACCUACUGGUGGAAGAAUGUCUUGACAUGGAUAGUCCGCACGGGUAGCUACCAUCACCCUGCGUAUUUCUGCCAUGAGGCAGUAAUGCAUUUCGGUUAAAAGGAUUGGACAACCGUUAUUUACUACAAAACUGAAACAUGUCACUCAUAUUUCAACGUGGGGGUGGCAUUUACGUUGUUUAUGUCUACGGGUUUCGAUAACCACUUAACACCAGGUAGGCCCCGAAGUCAUCCUGGGUGGAUCUAAACAAGAAAAAUAAAUGAAAAAACAAUGAAGUUAUUUGUCGUUUUAAUGCAUCUCGAAAAAUAAACAAUGUGGGUUUAGCUUCUGAGAUAUUAGCGGUCAUAAAGUAGGACUUAACCGGCCAAUGUAGACUUGAUUAAGAUACCGCAGUUGUAACAAAAAAUCGUGCGAAUUUAAAAUAAACGAUAAUACUUAGUCUGAUUACAUUUUAAAAUUAAAGACAUUUUCACUGAGCUUCCUCAGAUUCAUAGCAAUAAUUUUGUAACGAGAUGGACCAUAUAGUCAUAAAUUUUACACCACCUUGGAAACCUUAAUAUUUUUUAAGUCAUGCGAGACUCCGAUGUGAUAUCUUUUUUUUUGAGUAGUUUAUGAAACUUAAAUAAUCGUCUAUAGGAAAAAAGUCCUACUUCAUCAUUUUCGAGUUUGUUUCUCUAAAAUCGAAUUACUACUAAAUCUAACUACUAUUUUGUAACAUAUCAUACUUAGGUUAUACAACAUUUGUAACUAUUUGGUAAUAUGUAUUAUGUAAAGAUAAAUUUAAAAAAAGUGUGUGUGUCCGCUCCGACGCACGACUGGAGUUUACUGGAUAUAAAAAAUUAAACGAAACAAUACGAGAAAUAGUUCUAUAUUACGACAACACGAUACACUACAGAUUAUUAACAAAUUAAUGAGACACAAAACAAACGACUAACAAAUGUAUGAAAAUACAAUAAUGAGAGAAACGCGCGAUCAGUACGAGGCUUUGUGGCGGACUGCCGGCGCAGCAGCCCGGCGUCACCUGCGAUAACGCAUUUCGUGUGACAUGCGCAAUCAGGCGCAUAACGCAUUUCGUGUGACAUGCUAGUACGAUUUUGGUCCCCAUAAUUUUCAUACCCCGGGCCUAUAUAUGUAAAUCGAUUCUAAAGGAGUAAACUCCAAAAUAUUAAUGUUUGUUGGCUCAAUAUAAAAAGUCGUGGAAUCCGUUAGAAUCAUUUUAACUUAACCAUUUAACAUCAGGCGGGCUGUAAGCUCGUUCACCCAUAAAAGAAAAAAAAUAAUAAUAAUUAAUCUCUGUAGGGACAUUGGGUCAUACGCUUGGAUUUUAUUAUUAUUUAUAUAUUUAAUUCUACCUGGGGACCAGUUUUUUAUAUCUUUUUCAAUAAGAAAUGAACCAAUCGCAUUAAAGAAUAGAUUAAGUUCAUGUUUUUUGUACCUACUAACAAAAUUUGCCCCUGAAAAGGAUAAUCUAGUUUUUUGAAGAUUUAUUAGCCUGGUAAUAAUUAAGCUAGAUUUGUAAUAGAUACGGUACCCUCAGUUGUAUGAAGUGUAGAACUAUGGAGGCCAGGGUAAAGCUACUUUUAUCCGCCAUGUUCUAGUCGUAAAGAAGCAUAGAUACACUUCAAAAAGUCAAUUCAAAUGGCAUGUUCAAGUAAGCUGUAGUGUCAAAAAAUAAUAACAAGCUACAAAAUGUCAUUUAUAAAAUACUAACAAAGAUUUUGUUUCAAAUUUAGAACAAAAAAUAUAAAUAUGUCUGACGUAGCAGUAAAAAAUGUUGAUAGUGCUUGUGAGACAGCUGAAGAAUUUACUAGAGUGUUUUACAAACAAGUAGACAACAGCCGCCAUCUAACCUCAAAAUUGUAUUUGGAUACUGGAUUACUUGUUUGGAACGGCAAUGGUAUCAGUGGCAAUGACAAAAUACAGAAAUUCUUGAUGGAUUUGCCUGCAAGUAACCAUACGCUGAAAAGUUUAGAUGCUCAACCAAUAUCUGAUGUCUUGGUUGCAAAUAAAUUGACGUACCUCAUCCAAGCUUGUGGAGAUGUUACUUAUCAAAACGAAGAAACAAAGAAACCAUUUCAGCAAACUUUUCUCAUAGUGGCAGUUGAUGGGAAAUGGAAGAUAGCCUCGGAUUGUUUCAGACUCCAAGUUCCUUAUGGAAAUUAAUUUUUAUUUUAUUAUUAAGUUAAAUGUACCAAUUGCUAAGCAAAAAUUUUAUUUAAGAAAUACAUUAAAAAUUCUUUUUCACCAUUAAA
This is a messenger RNA of Bombyx mori (domestic silkworm), 7165 nucleotides long. RefSeq names its product ribosome-binding protein 1. Lineage: Eukaryota; Metazoa; Arthropoda; Insecta; Lepidoptera; Bombycidae. The record is from RefSeq and is a predicted model, not a curated record. Gene Ontology annotation, cellular component: endoplasmic reticulum membrane. The coding region runs from base 494 to 3295 and encodes 933 amino acids. The transcript has 22 exons.